AUGAACAUAAGGGGAGGAAAUUGGGAUUCACCUCUCGAACACAACGGGACUCGACUGAACGCCUGCGGUCUGGCCACGUACUGCUCGUGGCUGGGGUUUGCGACGACUAUAGGUGGCUGUACGGGCAUGAACAGGGGCUCUCCUCGGCUCAGGGCUUCUGUCCGUGGUGGCUCGAACGACGGCGGGACGAACCACAUAAAUAAUAAAGGGAGGAAAAAGAAAAAAAUAAAAAUAAAUUACCUCAGGCAACCAUUUAUCAUUCUCUGCAUCAGCCAUAACGAUGUUAAGCCAAUCAGAGUUCCUCUUUUCAACCUCCAUCACAAAACCCAGCAAAGAAUUACAGAGUCCACACUUUGGAGAGUAAAACUCAAUGACCGUAGCACCUUUCCCGCUCGCUAG
Molecule: messenger RNA, 399 nt
Organism: Striga asiatica
Lineage: Eukaryota; Viridiplantae; Streptophyta; Magnoliopsida; Lamiales; Orobanchaceae
Source: the annotation of a GenBank genome assembly